AUGUCGGGAAGGGACGUUUCGUACAUACAAUCCAGACUCGACGCGCUCCAGGAGGUCGACGUCCGGCUCGUGUCGAUGCUGGACAACUUGUCGACGACGCUCGACCUGCUCAAGAGCCACAAACAGGCCGGCGUCGCGAACGAGGCCGAAUUCAAGACCGCCGCCUCUGGUUUCUACUCUGACCUCAGCCACGCCGCUGUCAGUCUAAGCAGGGAGGUGAAGACCAUCAACAACAAGAUUACGUCGCAAACGGGCGAGCUCGACCUGUUGCCGGUUCAAAUAAAUAAGAAGUCUGUCUGGGUCAACGACGCCAAGCUUAGGGAGGAAAUCGAGUACUUGGACAAACUGGCAGACUUCAAGAGCAUCGAGGUCCCGCCAGACGAGCCCGAGAGGCGUGAGGAGUCGCCGCAAGAAGACAAAAAAAUCCCGGAAACCAUCGACUUAGACGAUAUCGACAUGAACGACGCAAAUACAUGA
Molecule: messenger RNA, 477 nt
Organism: Ogataea angusta
Lineage: Eukaryota; Fungi; Ascomycota; Pichiomycetes; Pichiales; Pichiaceae
Exons: 1
Coding region: 1-477 (158 amino acids)
Biological process (GO): regulation of transcription by RNA polymerase II
Cellular component (GO): mediator complex
Molecular function (GO): transcription coregulator activity
Source: RefSeq, a predicted model, not a curated record